GUGUUUUUCUCCUUCUAUUAGGUCUCUCUGCAAUGCAAUCAAUGUUUACAACCUCACCUGCAAUAACUGUUCAGAAAACUGUACCAAUGUUCUGUUUAGUAACAAGAUUACCUUCUUAAUGGACCUCCUGAUACACCAGUUGACGGUUUAUGUUCCAGAUGAAAAUAAUGCUAUUUUAGGAAGAAAUACAAAUAAGCAAGUGUUUGAAGGCUUGGCAACUGGACUUCUCAAAGUCAGUGCUGUGGUUUUUGGCUGCUUGAUUGCCAAUCAACCAGAUGGAAACAGCCGGCCAGCUACACCAAAAAUAUCAACACAGGAAAUGAAAAACAAGUCCUCACAAGGUGAUGCUUUUAACAGUCGUAUUCAGGACCUCAUCAGCUACAUGGUGAACAUAGGCCUGAUUGACAAGCUCUGUGGCUGCUUCCUGUCUGUGCAAGGCCCAGUGGAUGACAACCCCAAGAUGACUGAAUUUCUGCAGCAUGCUUCAGGUCUCUUACAUGGGAUGUGUACACUCUGCUUUGCUGUCACCAGAAGGUCAUACAGCAUAUUUGAUGAUAAUCACCAGGACAGCACGGGACUGACAGCUGCUCUUCAGGCCACAGACCUGGCUGGGGUGCUGCACAUGCUCUACUGCGUGCUCUUCCACGGCACCGUCUCGGACCCCAGCACCGCCAGCCCCAAGGAGAGUUACGCUCACAAUACAGUGCAAGUGGCCAUUCGGAGCCUGCGCUUCUUCAACAGCUUUGCGGCUCUUGAUCUGCCUGCUUUUCAGUCUAUUGUAGGGGCAGAGGGCCUGUCCCUUGCCUUCCGGCACAUCGCCAGCUCCCUGCUAGGCCACUGCAGCCAAGUCUCCUGUGAAAGCCUCCUACAUGAGGUCAUCGUCUGUGUGGGCUACUUCACCGUCAACCACUCAGAUAACCAGGUCAUCGUACAGUCAGGCCGCCACCCCACGGUGCUGCAGAAGCUCUGCCAGUUGCCCUUCCAGUAUUUCAGCGACCCACGGCUGAUCAAAGUGCUGUUCCCUUCGCUUAUUGCUGCUUGUUACAACAACCGUCAGAACAAGAUCAUUCUGGAGCAGGAGAUGAGCUGUGUUUUACUGGCCACGUUCAUCCAGGAUUUUGCACAGACUCCAGGUCAGGCAGAUAACCAGUCUUAUCAGCCAAAAGGAAAAUGCUUUGACUCCCAAGACUAUCUUGAACUGGCUAACAGGUUUCCUCAGCAGGCCUGGGAAGAAGCUCGGCAGUUUUUCUUAAAAAGGGAGAAAAAAUAAAUGUUUUGGUUGGUUCUGUA
Messenger RNA from Talpa occidentalis (Iberian mole), 1290 nucleotides. RefSeq names its product S phase cyclin A-associated protein in the endoplasmic reticulum-like. The record is from RefSeq and is a predicted model, not a curated record. NCBI's taxonomy places the organism in Eukaryota, Metazoa, Chordata, Mammalia, Eulipotyphla, Talpidae. The transcript has 8 exons. The coding region runs from base 119 to 1270 and encodes 383 amino acids.